This is a messenger RNA of Suillus subalutaceus, 767 nucleotides long. RefSeq lists its product as uncharacterized. The record is from RefSeq and is a predicted model, not a curated record. Bases 49 to 624 code for a protein of 191 amino acids. Lineage: Eukaryota; Fungi; Basidiomycota; Agaricomycetes; Boletales; Suillaceae. The transcript is spliced from 3 exons.
GCCGUUACAACCUGUCUCAAAGUUAACGUCCCACAACGAAUUCUUGACAUGGAUGCCCUCCGACGAAGGAACCCAUUCAAAUACUCCUCUGAACCCUCUGAAUCACAUGACACACACAUACUAGAUGAACAAGAACAAAGUGAACUCAUCGACAACAUUAAGAGUCUGAACGCAACAUCGAAUAGCCAGAACCGCAUUGCGUUGCAGAUUACGCUCGCGCUGUCUUUUUUACUGCAUAUAAUUUACAUCUUCUCCGACUACAACAGUCCAUUAAUUGUUGUUUUUCCACCAGCCAGUAGACCUGAGUCUCCACUCUAUCUAAGUCCUGUCUUGACACUCCUCGCGAUCAUCCUCCAUGCAAAUGCUGCUCUGCUCACUUACCCCCGGAAAUUGAUUCUUGCUAAACGGCGAAUAACGCCUCUUCCUUAUAGUGUCGCGUUCGGGCUAUCAGCGAUUUCUCCUACAACCUCGGUUUUGAGCGGGAAAACAUGGCAGACCACAGCAUGGUGGUGUACUGCCGCUUUUUUGACCUGGAUCGUACACGCAUCAAAUAAGUGGAUUGUGCAGGAGCAAGAAAGUAUAUCCGAGCUCGAAAGAAUGAAGUAUAUAUCUGCUGGGGCGUAGAAAACGCAAGUAUGCUUGUUGACAUUAGUUACUUCUUUGUACUCUAACUGACCAUUGAUUUCGCCAGCCUUGAUGUGCAUGCACACCAUGUGUCUAGACGUCGUUGAUCGUCAGAGGUUAUUACAUGAACUGGGACUGUCCAG